UUUCUCAUUAACAACUUCACCCAUUCUUCAUUCUAGCCAUUCGAAUUCCCAAUCUAAAACCCUAAUACCUUCAAAGAACCAAGUAGUGAAUCAGUGAUGGCACCUAAGGCAGAGAAGAAGCCAGCGGAGAAGAAGCCCGCGGAGGAGAAGAAGUCGACGGUGGGAGACAAGGCUCCGGCGGAGAAGAGGCCGAAGGCCGGAAAGAAGCUUCCGAAGGAGGGAGGAGCCGGCGGAGAAGGGGGGAAGAAGAAAAAGAGGAACAAGAAGAGCGUGGAGACGUACAAGAUAUACAUAUUCAAGGUACUGAAGCAGGUCCACCCUGACAUUGGUAUCUCAAGCAAGGCCAUGGGAAUCAUGAACAGCUUCAUCAACGACAUCUUCGAGAAGCUUGCUCAGGAAUCUUCCAGACUUGCCCGCUACAACAAGAAGCCCACCAUCACUUCAAGGGAAAUCCAGACCGCGGUCAGGCUUGUGCUUCCCGGUGAAUUGGCCAAGCACGCCGUUUCUGAGGGUACCAAGGCCGUCACCAAGUUCACCAGCUCAUGAACCGACUAUUAUUUGGAUUUUGUUUCUGGUUGCACACACAAAUCUGUUCUAUGUAUCUGGAGACUUAUGUUUGGAUUUUGAUCAGUAAUUGUGCAUGAACGUUGUAGGGGUGCUGAUAUAGUUAGUAUAUUCUUGGUAUGGUACAUGGAGUGGGCUGUUUCAGUAUUAAUGCAUUUAAGAUUCUCUAACA
Molecule: messenger RNA, 736 nt
Organism: Glycine soja
Lineage: Eukaryota; Viridiplantae; Streptophyta; Magnoliopsida; Fabales; Fabaceae
Product: probable histone H2B.1
Exons: 1
Coding region: 97-546 (149 amino acids)
Biological process (GO): nucleosome assembly
Cellular component (GO): nucleosome
Molecular function (GO): structural constituent of chromatin; DNA binding; protein heterodimerization activity
Source: RefSeq, a predicted model, not a curated record